CAAAAAUUUUCCAAUGUGUGAAAAAAUAUUGUUUAUUUAAGAAAACGUGAAAAAUAUUCCAAAUAUAAACGAAAAUAUCUGAAUAUUUGUAAUAUCACUACUAAAGCUUUAUAUAACGUGCAGUUGAGAGCAGAAAAACGUAUCAUUUAUAUCACAAAGCGCAGAGCGCAAGGUACACACACACGCAAUGGCCGCGAAUGAUUCCGGCGUAGAGACUAGUAAUGAUAGCAACGAUGGAGUCAGUGGUGUCGCCGUUAAUAUUGGAAACGGUUUAUCGGUGGGAAUUGGCACCAGUAUGACUAAAAUUAUUGACAUUACACCUCCACCGGCCAUAAUGCCGCCCACCCCAACGUCCUCGCCCAACACACAUGAGUGGCCCAACUUCAGUCCGAAUGCAUUCCAACUGAAUCGCGGGGAACAUUUUGCGCUACCACACUUGCCACCACUGCCCCUAAAUUCGGAUUACUUGCUUCAUCCGAGCAACCUGCCAUCAGGAAGCCAUCUCUCGCAAUUCAAAAUGCGGCUACGUACGCGUAGUAAGCAGCGCUUGCGUUCGAACUAUAACAACAUUUUAGCAGAGUCAAAUGGUCGUAAACUACGUACCGCUGCUACCACCUGCAAUAUUGAAUUACUAACUCGUGUAUUAGAAUCGGGAGCGGAUCCGAAUGCGGCUGACGAAUAUAAACGCAGCCCACUACAUUUAGCCGCUUGCCGUGGCUAUAUACAAAUCGUCCAACAGCUACUGAAAUUCGGGGCUAACCCAAAUGUUGUGGAUUCUUUAGGCAAUACGCCACUGCAUCUUGCCGUCAUUUCGGCCAGCUCUAAUAAUUUUAACGUAGUGGUGCGUGUACUUCUGCAGGGCGGUGCCAGUGUGCAUAUGUAUGAUCGCAGUGGUAAAACCCCACUGGAAUUGGCAGAGGCAAAGUUGAGGCUAUUACGCACACGCUACGACCGUCCUACUCCCGAGUCCGCCAAAAUACUUGAAGAUAUGUGCAUGCUGACAACGCUUAUUUUGCGCUACAUGGUCAAACAACAACGUGAACUGGAAGAUUUAUCUGCGCUGGAGCAACGUUUGCAGAAUUUGAGUACCAGCGACGAUCAAGAUCAAGUUGUUUCACAGACAGCGGAUGAGUUGCUUGCAAGUGUCGAACGUCUGUCCAUCAAUAAGUAAAUGCAAUUCAACAAGUGAUGAUGGCUCAAUAUAAAAAUAUAUCAGUUUUUUAUAUCCUCGCUUAAAGUGGCAAGGUAUAACUCCAUUGUCUAGGUUUGUAAUGCAUUUAAAAAAAAAUCAAAAAUGCGGCAACCAAAAGAGUACAAUACAUAUGUAUGUAUGUAUAUUAUUUACCAAGGUGACGAUAGUGAAACGGUUUGAAUAACUUUUGAUUUGUUUGUGUGAUUUAAUAACAUUUUCUUAAUUUAAGACCUCAGCGAACGUAAAUUGUCCUCUGCAAAAGUUAAAUUCAAAUUAUUUCGAAUUUUCAUUGAGCAUAGGCCUAUUUAGUUUUGUACUUUCUAAUAGUAUUGAAUUGUACUAUGUACAUAUAUAAGCGUCGAAGCAACCGAUUUCAAAAUAUGAUAAACUAUGCCCAGGAUAUAUGUAUGUACAUAUAUCUGCCGAGUCUCUGCGAAAUGCUUGCAACCGCAUAAAAGGCUGUACAUUUACUUUUUUAAUUAAACAUAUUUGCGUUCUUUUGCGUAAUAUUUUUCGAUAAAGCGGAAACGUUCAUCAUUUUUAAGAUUUAAGUUUCAAAUUUAUGUUAUAGUGCUUACACUGAUUUGAAAAGUGUACAGGAGACGCAAUACUUGCGUUCCAGAUGCUUAACGAUUUGCAGGUUUUUACAGGAAGCCGUUCCAGGUGACCACUACAACAACAACAACAACAACCUUUCAUAAGGUUUAUGAAUGGAGAAAACACCUUUUCCUGCAAAUCCUGUGAAACCUGCAAAUCGUGAAGCAUCUGUAACGCACUUAAUAUGGGCAUAAAAACCAUUCAUUAUGCAGAAAAAACUGUACAUUGACAACAACAAACUGAUAAAAAUAUAACAAAACACGUUACAAUGGUAUUUGAAAAUUUUAAGUUUAACAUUAAGGUAAAUUUACAAAAAUAUUUAAAACGAAAUAAGUGGAAAAUUUAGGAAACAAAACAAAUUCAAAGUAGAAGUUACAAAAAGAUCAAUCUCGCAUCGCAUAAAAGGGGAUUAAAGAAAUUCAUUAGAUGCAUUGAGUAUAUACUUACAUAUGUAUACAUAUAUGUAUGGAAAAUGUGAACUAUAUGCCUAAAUGCAGUAGAGAAACUAUCACACCGAAAUGAUAAAUAACUUUAUUGAUAAAAUUAUUAAACUGUAUGUAAUUUCAAUUUAAUGAGUGUGAAAAUAAAGGCAUUUGCCGCUUAAACCAAAAA
Messenger RNA from Rhagoletis zephyria (snowberry fruit fly), 2401 nucleotides. RefSeq names its product ankyrin repeat domain-containing protein 54. Gene Ontology annotation, molecular function: protein binding. Lineage: Eukaryota; Metazoa; Arthropoda; Insecta; Diptera; Tephritidae. The record is from RefSeq and is a predicted model, not a curated record.